This is a messenger RNA of Syngnathus acus (greater pipefish), 2167 nucleotides long. It is a transcript of the gene ush1ga, whose product is annotated as Usher syndrome 1Ga (autosomal recessive). The transcript is spliced from 4 exons. Lineage: Eukaryota; Metazoa; Chordata; Actinopteri; Syngnathiformes; Syngnathidae. The record is from RefSeq and is a predicted model, not a curated record. Gene Ontology annotation, biological process: sensory perception of light stimulus; equilibrioception; sensory perception of sound. Bases 264 to 1676 code for a protein of 470 amino acids. Gene Ontology annotation, molecular function: protein binding.
UGCCUGAGCGAUGAGCGACCGCGUCGUCGCCUCCCUGGAUACCAGCGACGCGCACAAGUCUUCGGGACUCGGGAGAGUCCGGACACCGACCGACUGACCGACGCUCCGGUGCGGCGGGUGGGUGGGAGGGCGACUCGGCAACUCCGCUAUGAGGUUAACGACGAGGACUACGGCGUUAGCGGAGGUGCCGCUUUACUGGUGUUACUGGCGUUACUGGAAGUGUCGAUGAAGCCAAACGAGCCAGGACGGACUAACGGGUCGCCAUGAAUGACAGGUACCACAAGGCGGCCCGGGACGGCUACCUGGACCUGCUGAGGGAGGCCACACGCAAGGACCUCAACGCGCCCGAUGAGGAUGGCAUGACACCGACGCUAUGGGCGGCCUACCACGGGAACCUGGAGGCUCUGCGGCUCAUCGUAGCGAGGGGAGGGAACCCUGACAAGUGUGACAUCUGGGGCAACACGCCUCUCCACCUCGCCGCUGCCAACGGUCACCACAACUGCCUUUUCUUCCUGGUGACGUUCGGCGCCAACAUCUGGUGCCUUGAUAAUGACUACCACACGCCACUCAACAUGGCCGCCACCAAGAACCACAUGGACUGUGUUCGCUACCUGGACUCCAUCGCUUCCAAGCAAAUGGGGCUCAACCCCAAGCUGGUCAACAAGCUGAAGGAGCGGGCGUUUCGAGACGCCGAGCAGCGCAUCAAAGAUUGCGCCAAGAUGCAGAAGAAGCACCAUAAGCGCAUGGAGAAGAAGUACCACAAGGAGGCGCCAGAGGCAUCCGUGUCGGAUGUUAUGAGUUUUUCCAGUUACAGCAGCGGCUCGGUUAGCCACAAGGUGCGCAACUUGGACGAGGCCGCCGUCGGUGUGCCAUAUUCGCAGGCUACUCUUCAAGCCACAAACCGAGGGAAGACAAAAAUCCAGAAGAAGCUGGAGAAAAGGAAACAAGGAGACGGGACCUUUAAAAUCUACGAGGACGGGAGGAAGAGCGUGCGCUCCCUCUCUGGACUCCAACUGGGCAACGACGUCAUGUUCCUCAAACCCGGAACAUACGUCAACCCUAAGGAUUACGGCCGCCGCAACAUCCGCGACAUGUUCUCCCGAGAUCACGACGACACCAUUUCACGUGCCAUCAGCGAGCCGGACCUCCACGGAAUCAACGCCGAUCACUCGGAGGUCAGCACGGACUCGGGACACGAUUCCCUGUUCAACCGGCCCGGUCUGGGCACCAUGGUCUUCAGGAGGAACUAUGUGAGCGGGGGGAUGUUUGACAUGGGCGAUCCGGACGGAACCGAGGGCUCGGGUCACUCUGUGCAUUUCCGCGGCAGACUGCACCCUCGUCCCAGUCUGGACGAGGACAGCAUCGGAAGCGCUCGCAGCCUGCAGGAGAGGAACCUGGAGGAACUUCCUUGGGAGGAGGUGGAAUUGGGACUGGAUGACGACAAUGAGGCCCUCACCAGCCCUUUGGAGGUCUUCUUGGCCACGCACGGCAUGAGCGAGUUCUUGUCCAUAUUUAGGAGGGAAAAGAUCGACCUACAAGCACUGCUGCUCUGCUCUGACCAGGAUCUCAGGAGCAUCCACAUCCCUUUAGGACCCAGGAAAAAGAUCUUAGAUGCCUGUCAGAGACGCCUUGAGACCAUAGAGGACCCCGAGUGCAUUGAUGACACUGAACUAUGAUUGAAGCGGAGGUGGGAGCAUCACUGCAAAGAGAGACGACUAAACCAUCUACCUCUACCAUGGAGAGGAUCCAUGUCAAGAUUCAAAGUGGUUGAACAAACUUGUCGUGUGAUCGGACACGUUUGCCCCCGUGGGGUUGACCGAGACUCUCAUGUUGUCUUUUGCACACUUUACAUGCAUAUUUUUGGAGCAUGCCCCUCGAUGUUAUUAAUGCAAAAUCACAAUUUAUUCGGCCUCGUAUUUGCAGGCCAGACAACUGCAUACUUGCAGUUAUGUGUGAACUCGAGCCUUGACACUUUUACAAUACUCGCUUAUCAUCAUUUGUUGUAAUUGCACACGCUGUGUAGUGCAUGUCGAGUCAAUAUUUAUGUAGAUAAUGUCAGUCAUAACGAUAUCUUUGAAGGAUUUUAUUGUCUCUGUGUACUUUUCUCCGCACAGUGUUAAUGUGUUAUAAUUUGGUUUAUAUUAUGCAAUAAAUGCGCUGGACUUCA